Messenger RNA from Paraphaeosphaeria sporulosa, 1089 nucleotides. RefSeq lists its product as uncharacterized. The coding region runs from base 1 to 1089 and encodes 362 amino acids. NCBI's taxonomy places the organism in Eukaryota, Fungi, Ascomycota, Dothideomycetes, Pleosporales, Didymosphaeriaceae. The record is from RefSeq and is a predicted model, not a curated record. The transcript is spliced from 4 exons.
AUGCCUGAACCAAGCGACUCAACGACGGCGGCUGUGCCGCAAUACAUACGAGACCACGCACCAAUCAUCCGCCUCUUCUCAUCCGACACGUACCGCCCCGCCUCCCCAGCCGCAACCCUCGCCAACACACGCCCCCAAAUCGCUCGCAGGGACAUCGCCUUCCCCACCGCGCCGCUCACACUAGCCAAUCUCGACCAGCUAAACAAUGUCGGGGCCAGGGGCGGCGAGGAUGUCUACCUCACCAGCACCGCGGACGUGACCACGCAGCCUACCUGGCUUCGCGGCAUCCAGCCCUCCGCCAGCGGCGACGAGAAGACGUGUGCGGUCAUCGUCGUGGACAAAGGAAAUGGCGUCGUCGAUGCAUUUUACAUGUAUUUCUGGGCGUUCAACUGGGGCGGGGUGGUCCUGGGGAACCAACUCGGCGACCACGUAGGCGACUGGGAGCACAACCUCGUGCGGUUUGAGCACGGCGUGCCAACUGCUAUGUGGUUCAGCCAGCAUGCGAACGGCGAGGCGUUUGCGUGGGGCACGGUGCUGAAAGACGGCGCCACAGGGACACGGCCGGUGGUGUACGCGGCGAACGGGAGCCAUGCGCUGUAUGCGACGCCGGGCACACACGACCACACCCUCCCCAACCUCAACCUCCCCACCCCGCUCCUCCUCGUCGACGAAACAGACCCCGGGCCCCUCUACGACCCCCUCCUCUCCGCAUACUACUACGCCUACACCCCGUCCUCGCGCUCCUUCACCCCGCUCGCCCCAACGCCAGACGCCCCGACCGGCUGGCUGUACUACAAGGGCCGCUGGGGGGAUGAGGAGUAUCCAAAGGACGACAAAAGGCAGCACGACCUGCUGGGAAACAAGAAGUUCGUUGGGGGCCCUACUGGCCCGGCGGACAAGCAGCUCGACCGGAAGGAGAUGUGGCCUGAGAACCAAUUUAGCAAGGGGCAGAAGGUGCGGAAGAGUUUGGGCGUGGGCUGGAGCUGCAAGGAGUGGGUUGGGAAGGUGAAGCUGCAGUGCUUUGGGCGGAAGAAGAAAGGUGGGAGGGGUGUGAGGAGGGUGAAGGUCAGCGGGGAGGUCGUCGGGUAG